AGGCGGCAUCCACAUUCCGCCGAGAGCCAGCAUUAUUUUUGUUUCGCGGUCGGCAUCCCCGUACGCCGAUUUGGCAGGCUCUCACCGCCCGCUUUCCAGCUUUUGCAGUCGAUCGUCUCUCUGACAUCUUUCUACCCACGGGGAACACGUUGUCAUAGGGCUGCCGGAGACUCGGAACGGCGCAGGAUGUCGGGAUCCCUGCCUUUCUACCAGAAACAUCACCGCCACUAUGACCGCGCUUACCGCAGCAAGGAGCUGCAGUCCGCGGUUAGCCAGUACCGCCAGUCCAGCAGUUACGCGGCGCAGGGUAGCGCAAGCAGCAUCAGCAGCAGAGGACUGAGGGCUUCUGGGUACUCUGCGGUUGAGGAGGAGAGCAAAUCGAGCCCCAUAGUCAAGAGAGCCAAGCCCACGUACCUGGCCGUGGACAAAGAGAAUCAGAUCAUCGGCUACGUCGUUCCCGUCUUUAGAGGCAGUCAGGAGUUCGCCAGCGGCUUGUCCGACACGGAGGAGGCACGGGUGAAGGAGAGCGCUGGCCACUUGGCUCGCAGGAGCCUGUUCGCCAGCAAAAUGGAGGCUGAGAGGGUGGAGCAAACUUCCAGGCGCUAUGCCAUGAGGGAGUCUGCCGAACGCAUCUCUUUGAGCAAGAAGAUCUACGAGAACGAGGAACAUCACCGGCGGAUGAAUGAGGACAGCCUGCAGCACGCUCCGGAGUUCGUGAUCAAGCCGCGCUCCCACACGGUGUGGGAGAAGCAGUGCGUGAGGCUGCACUGCACCGUGACUGGCUGGCCGGAGCCUCGUGUCGUCUGGUACAAAAACAAUGUCACUAUCGAUCCGCUCGCACAUGCGGGCAAGUAUAAGAUUGAGAGCAGCUACAACGUCCACUCGCUGGAGGUUAACAGAUGUGAUUUCGAUGACACCGCGCAGUAUCGCGUAUCUGCCAUGAACUCCAAGGGGGAGCUCUCUGCCUUCGCCUCCAUCGUGGUGAAAAGGUUCAAAGGAGAAAUAGAUGAGUCUCUCCCAGCUCCUAGACAGCCCGGCUUCUGCUCUGAGUACGGCGUCACCUUUGAGACGCACAUCGUGGAGACGUUCGACGUGUCGUUUGGCCGUGAGGGCGAGACCAUGAGCCUGGGCUGCACUGUCAUCAUCAAUCCCACAAUCCAGCGCUACCAGCCUGAAGUGCAGUGGUACCGGGAUGGCGUCCUGCUGGAGCCGUCCAAGUGGGCGCACAUGCACUGGAGUGGGAAUCGCGCCACCCUCACCCUCACGCACCUGAACAAGGAGGACGAGGGCCUGUACACCCUGCGGGUCUCCACCAAGUCUGGCUACGAGACCCACUCAGCCUACGUGUUUGUCAGAGACGCGGAUGCCGAGCUCCAAGGAGCCCCCACAGCCCCCCUGGACGUGCUGUGUCAGGAUGCCAACAAGGAUUACGUCAUAGUGACAUGGAAACAGCCAGCUGUGGAUGGGGGGAGCCCCAUUCUCGGCUACUUCGUAGACAGAUGUGAGGUGGGCACCACUCACUGGAUCCAGUGUAAUGACACUCCGGUAAAAUUUGCCCGGUUCCCUGUGACGGGCCUGGUGGAGGGGCGCUCCUACGUCUUCCGGGUACGCGCCGUCAACAAGUCGGGCAUGAGUCACCCGUCCCGGGCCUCGGAGCCCAUUGCCGCCAUGGAUCCUGCCGACCGCGCCCGUAUGAAGGGUCAUACCACGGCUCCUUGGACUGGACAGAUCAUUGUCACAGAGGAAGAGCCUGUAGAGGGUGUGGUGCCAGGGAAACCCCAGGAUUUGGUUGUAAAUGAGGCUACUAAGAACUACGUGGUCUUGAGCUGGAAGCCUCCUGGACAGAGAGGGCAUGAGGGCAUAAUGUACUAUGUGGAAAAGUGUGUGGCUGGCACAGAAAGUUGGCAGAGGGUCAAUACUGAUAUCCCGGUCAAGUCUCCCCGCUUCGCCCUCUUUGACCUCUCGGAGGGCAAGUCCUACCGCUUCCGUGUUCGCUGCUCCAACUCAGCCGGAGUCGGGGAGCCAUCUGAACCCACCGAGGCCACCGUGGUUGGUGAUAAGCUGGACAUCCCCUCAUCUCCGGGUCGCGUGGUGCCCACAAGGAACACAGAUACGUCGGUAGUGGUUUCCUGGGAGGCGUCCAAGGAUGCCAAGGAGCUGGUGGGCUACUACAUCGAGGCCACUGUGGCUGGCAAGGAUGCUUGGGAGCCGUGCAACAACAAGCCAGUGAAAGGCACUAGGUUCGUGUGCCAUGGCCUCACCACGGGAGACAGCUAUACAUUCAGGGUGCGGGCUCUGAAUGCCGCCGGGCUCAGCGGGUUCUCGCAGGAAUCCGAAGCCAUCGAAGUCAAAGCUGCCAUCGCAUCCCCGGCGCCCCCAUAUGGCAUCUGCUUGCUGGAGAGCGUCCGCGACUCCAUGGUACUUGGCUGGAAGCAGCCGACCUUCAUCGGCGGGGCCGAAGUCUCCGGCUACUUUGUGGACUACCGGGAGGUGGUGGCAGGAGUGCCGGGCAGGUGGCACGAGGCGAACAUCAAGGCCAUCAGCGACAGAGCCUACAGGGUGACGGACCUGAAGGAGAACAAGCUGUACCAGUUCCAGGUGCGUGCAGCCAACAUGGCGGGAGUGGGACACCCCUCUAAACCCAGCGAGACGUUCAGGUGUGAGGAGUGGACCAUCGCCAUUCCAGGACCGCCCCAUGACCUCCAGUUGUCGGAGGUGCGCAAGGACUCUCUGGUGUUGCAGUGGAGGCCGCCAGUGUACCAGGGUCGUGACCCCGUUAACGGCUUCUACAUUGACAUCAAGGAGACAGAGGCCCCCGAGGAGGCGUGGAGAGGCGUCAACGAGAAGGCCACUAACAAGACGUACAUGAAGAUCAAGGAGCUUAAGGACGGGGUGUCCUACGUGUUCCGGGUGCGUGCCCAGAACAAGGCUGGUGUGGGCAAGGCCUCCCAGGCCACGGAGCCAAUCCUGGCCCAGACACGCCCAGGCACCCAGGAGAUCGUUGUGGAAGUGGAUGAUGAAGGCAUGAUCUCGAUGAAUUUUGAGUGCUCUGAGAUGACGAAGGACUCAAAGUUUGUGUGGUCCAAAGAUUAUGAGGAAAUCAAAGAUUUUGCUCGCCUAAACAUGGAGACCAAGGGGGGAAGGUCAAAGGUCACCUUUAAGACCCCAGACCAGGAAGACCUGGGCAUCUACUCCUGCAUGGUAACACACACAGAUGGUGUCUCUGCCAGCUACACCUUGACCGAGGAGGGCUUGAAGGAGCUCCUACAUAUUAGCCAUGAUCACAAGUUUCCCAUUAUCCCCCUGAAGUCGGACCUGGCCGUGGAGCUGCUGGAGAAGGGCAGGGUUCGCUUCUGGCUCCAGGCUGAGAAGAUCUCCGCCAAUGCGAAGGUGGACUACGUGUUCAACGACAACAUCCUGAGUCAAGGAGAGAAAUACAAGAUGAACUUCGACAAAAACACAGGAGUCAUCGAGAUGUUCAUGGAAUCGCUGGAGGCCAAGGAUGAGGGGACAUACACCUUCCAGAUGAAGGAUGGGAAGGCCACCAACCAGUCCAGCCUGGUGUUGAUUGGCGAUGUAUUUGAUAACCUCCGAAAGGAUUCCGAGUUCCAGAGGAAGGAGUGGACCAGGAAACAGGGCCCCCACUUUGUGGAGUACCUCAGUUAUGAGGUCACCCCAAACUGUGUGGUGGUGUUGAAGUGUAAGGUGGGGAAUAUUAAGAAGGAAACUGUGGUCAUUUGGCAUAAGGACGAUCGGGAGGUGAAGGUGGACGACAAACUUUCCUUCACCGAGGGUGUGCUGACCCUGGAGAUCUCCCAGCUGAGUACCACUAAAGCCCCGGGCAAGGAGGGAACUAUUUCGAAGAAAGACGCCGGCAUCUACCAAGUGACCGUGAAGGAUGACCGAGGAAAAGACACGUCGGUGCUGAAACUUGUCGACCAAGGUUUCAAAGACUUGAUGAACCAAGUAUUCAGUGUUAUCGCCAACUCAUCCACACCGCUGAAGAUUCAGAGCACAGAGGAGGGAGUGCGACUCUACACCUUCGUCAACUACUACAACGACGAGCUUCACGUCACCUGGCACCACAAGGACUCCGCCAUCACCUUCACAGACCGGAUCAAGAGCGGCGUGGUGGGGGAGCAGCUCUGGCUGCAGAUCAACGAGCCCACAGAGAAGGACAAGGGCAAGUACGCCAUCGAGUUCUUCGAUGGCAAAGGCGGCCUCCGCAGGAGCGUGGAUCUGUCUGGCCAAGGGUUUGAUGACGCCUAUGCGGAAUUUCAGAGGCUGAAGGCUGCCGCCAUUGCAGAGAGAAACCGAGCCCGUGUGGCAGGAGGACUGCCCGAUGUGGUCACUAUCCAGGAGGGCAAGGCCCUGAACCUGACCUGCAACAUCUCCGGUGACCCUGUACCUGAGGUCACCUGGCUGAAGAACGAGCGCGAGCUGGUGUCGGAUGACCACUACAUCCUGAAGUUCGCGUCGGGCAAGUUCGCCAGCUUCACCAUCACCACGGUGAACACGUCCGACUCGGGCAAGUACAGCAUCCUGGUGAAGAACAAGUACGGCACGGAGAGCGGAGACUUCACCGUAAGUGUCUUCAUCCCCGACAGUGAAGAGCAAGGCAAGGCCACCAGGAAGGAGAAGAAAUAGACAAAAGAGCAGCUGCCGUAUCUAGGAAAAAUGAAAAAAAAACACUUGCGCAAAAUGAAUCGUGUAUUGUGAAUGGUUCUUGAGCUAUAUGCUGGGAAAUGGAAACGGGAUUUUGAAACACUGGAAUUCCCUUGCCUUCCCCCGGAGCUUUGUCUUCUGUCUGGCUUCGGACUGACCGAUCGAUCGGUGUCCUCCAUCAGUCACUUAGCUUUGUUUAUUUUAAAGACCAGCGGGUGCAUUUGUUUGAAGUAAAAAAAAAUAAAAAUCUAAGCUAUGUAGACAAACUGAAUUGCUGUUUUGCAGAAAUGGGGCCUGUGUCCCAUAGUCACAUAAACAGUGAUUGCGUGCUGUCAGAUGAUCCUGUAUGCAGACCACAUGCCCGUACCUGUUGAUCCAUUAGACCCACGCUAAAUUUAACUUCUUGGAAAUAAUGCAAGCCAGCAGAGAAGAGAAAUGGGAGAGCACAGGAAUGUAGAGGUGUACAGCCCUCUGUAAUCGAAGCAGCCCCCUAUUGGGGGGCAAACCUGGGUUUUCUCCUGAGUAAUGGGUGAUUGACAGAAAUAUGCAUGGGGAAACUGUGCAUCGUUGUGUGUGUGUGUGUGUGUGUGUGUGUGUGUGUGUGCGCGUGUGUGUUCUCUCUACUACAUUGACUGUUCCUGAAUAUCAUCAGUAUGUUGCCUCACACGGCACACUCUACUUCCACCCCUCACCUCAUACCACUCCAGCGGACUAAUAAAGUAAAGCGAAGUGCC
Molecule: messenger RNA, 5399 nt
Organism: Brienomyrus brachyistius
Lineage: Eukaryota; Metazoa; Chordata; Actinopteri; Osteoglossiformes; Mormyridae
Gene: myom1b
Product: myomesin 1b
Exons: 37
Coding region: 187-4647 (1486 amino acids)
Molecular function (GO): protein binding
Source: RefSeq, a predicted model, not a curated record